Messenger RNA from Momordica charantia (bitter melon), 2211 nucleotides. Its product is annotated as Pentatricopeptide repeat (PPR-like) superfamily protein. The record is from RefSeq and is a predicted model, not a curated record. Gene Ontology annotation, molecular function: protein binding. NCBI's taxonomy places the organism in Eukaryota, Viridiplantae, Streptophyta, Magnoliopsida, Cucurbitales, Cucurbitaceae.
UUGAGUUUCUCGCCUUCAGCAGUCCGCCCGCGCCUCCUUCCCCAGCCAGCAACUGGAUAAGCAAAAACGCCGCCUCAGCGCUCCCCCACUCCGCUUCCUCUUAGCCCCCAUUUUUCCUUCUUCCAUUUUCCACUCUCUUUGAAGGAUUAUGGAUGUAACGUUACCAGCAAAGCAUUAUACAGAUGGGUUCUGUUUGUUUCAGCGUCAGAGCACAAGAAAUCGCGGCCGUAAAGUGAGGGCCGGAGGGAGGGUUACUUCGGAGGCCAAUUCUUUAAGGCUUUAUGUCGGAGGAAAGGGGAAAGCUCGGUUUCUCGUUGUUCCUCCUUCUGAUUGUUCUGUCUAUGGAGAAAAAUCCCAUGAUUUGAUUAGUAAACAGCUGAGCAUUGUUCGUGCGAUUUCGAGGGUCGAUACGUUUAGUUCCAAUGGUAGAUUGCAGCACGGGGAGAAGAAUCUCCAUGGCCAUUUGAAUGGCUCCAAUUCGUCGUCGUCUGCUUCGAAUCACUCGCAAAGUUUCGAGGAAUUCGAGAACAACAAUCAUCUUCGUCGACUGGUAAGAAAUGGGGAAUUGGAAGAAGGGUUUAAAUUUGUCGAGAAUAUGGUUUGCCACGGAGAUAUUCCUGAUAUAAUUGCCUGCACUAGUUUGAUUCGCGGUUUGUGUAAAACGGGGAAGACUAGGAAGGCAACUCGGGUUAUGGAAAUUUUGGAAGAUUCGGGGGCUGUUCCUGAUGUGAUAACUUACAAUGUUCUGAUUAGUGGUUACUGUAAAUCUGGUGAAAUUGGGAGUGCUUUACAACUUUUGGAUCGAAUGAGUGUUUCUCCUGAUGUUGUUACAUACAAUACAAUCUUGCGAACUCUGUGUGACAGUGGAAAGUUGAAGCAGGCCAUGGAAGUUCUUGAUAGACAGUUGCAGAGGGAGUGUUAUCCUGAUGUAAUAACCUACACUAUAUUGAUUGAAGCAACUUGUAAGGAAAGUGGUGUUGGGCAGGCAAUGAAAUUGUUGGAUGAAAUGAAGAACAAAGGAUGUAAGCCUGAUGUUGUCACUUUCAAUGUUCUUAUCAAUGGGAUUUGCAAGGAAGGAAGGUUGGAUGAAGCUAUUAAGUUCUUGAACAACAUGCCUUCCUAUGGCUGCCAACCGAAUGUGAUCACUCAUAAUAUAAUUUUGCGUAGCAUGUGUAGUACAGGGAGGUGGAUGGAUGCCGAGAAGCUGUUGGCCGAAAUGGUUCGGAAGGGAUGUUCUCCUAGUGUUGUCACUUUCAAUAUCUUGAUUAAUUUCUUGUGUCGAAAGGGCUUGCUUGGUCGAGCUAUCGACGUUUUGGAGAAGAUGCCUCAGCAUGGCUGUACUCCAAAUUCCUUGAGCUACAACCCAUUGCUUCAUGGAUUCUGCAAAGAGAAAAAGAUGGACCGUGCAAUCGAGUAUUUGGAUAUCAUGGUUUCAAGAGGCUGUUACCCUGAUAUAGUGACCUAUAACACUCUAUUGACAGCAUUGUGCAAAGAUGGGAAGGUAGAUGUUGCAGUUGAGAUACUGAAUCAACUCAGUGCCAAAGGUUGCUCUCCUGUAUUGAUCACAUACAACACAGUCAUUGAUGGGCUUUCAAAGGUGGGAAAAACAGAAGAUGCCAUAAAACUCCUAGAUGAGAUGAAGGGAAAAGGCCUCAAACCGGAUAUAAUUACGUACUCGUCACUCGUCAGAGGACUGAGCAGGGAAGGAAAAGUCGACGAAGCGAUUGCAUUUUUUCACGACUUGGAAGAAAUGGGUGUAAGGCCUAAUGCCAUCACGUACAACUCUAUCAUGUUAGGACUCUGUAAGGUUCGACAAACCAGUCGAGCCAUCGACUUCUUGGCAUACAUGGUUGCCAGAGGGUGUAAACCGACCGAGGCUUCGUACAUGAUUCUGAUUGAAGGAUUGGCGUAUGAAGGUUUGGCCAAGGAGGCAUUGGAGUUGCUCAAUGAAUUGUGCUCUCGAGGAGUUGUGAAGAAGAGUUCUGCGGAGCAGGUGGUGGUCAAAAACUCUUUUUGAUGUAUUUUCUUUCUGUUACUUAAGCCGUUUAAUGGCCUUGAAUUUCAUCAUCGAAUCUUCAUAGAUAUGUUAUGUUAUUCAUGUUUGUCAAAAUGGGUAGAAUCCAAAUCAAUUUUGUAAGAUAAAAAUGCUCAACUUGAGUAGUUUCGAAGUGUAUACUCUGUUCAGAUAUGAUAAAGCCAUAUUCGUGUGCU